Messenger RNA from Dermacentor andersoni, 27473 nucleotides. It is a transcript of the gene bt, whose product is annotated as projectin protein bent. Gene Ontology annotation, molecular function: protein binding; protein kinase activity; ATP binding. NCBI's taxonomy places the organism in Eukaryota, Metazoa, Arthropoda, Arachnida, Ixodida, Ixodidae. Gene Ontology annotation, biological process: protein phosphorylation. The record is from RefSeq and is a predicted model, not a curated record.
CUCAGUAUUCCGGAAAAUGGCUCUUACUGCUGGAAUUGACCUUGCGACAAUAUGCUGAGUGUUAGCUAUGAGAAACUUCCGCAACGCUCAGGGCGCCCCUAGCCCACGGGCGCCAUGGACGACGAAGAGGACGUUUCGGCGCCGUCCUUCCUGCACAAGCCGACGCUUCGCGAGGAGGACGAUGGCAACCGGCUGGUAUUCGAAUGCCAGAUGCGGUCGCAUCCGCGGCCCGAGAUAUCCUGGUUCCGCGGCGACGUGCAACUGCACGACGACCACCGCACGGCGAUCCGCGUGAUCGAGAUCGAGCCGCGCAAGUACCACGUGUCGCUGGAGCUCAAUGACGUCAUCGAGUCGGACGGGGGUCUCUACAAGGUUUUCGCCAAGAACCGCGAGGGACAGGUUGACUCCUCCAUCAACCUCAACUUCAGCCCCGCUGACGAGCCAAUGGACCAGCAAAUCGACGGCAUCGCGCCGACGUUUGCUAAAAAGCCCACAAUACGGCAGGAGGACGAUGGCGAGCGUCUCCUCUUCGAGGCACGGAUCCUGGCGGACCCGGAGCCAACUGUCUGCUGGUUUCAUAACGGCACUCCCGUGGUUCCAAAGGGCCGCUUCCAGGUGCACAUGGACAAGGAUGGAAAUUCCUACCAUGUGACACUGCAAAUAGAUGAUGUCACCAUUGAGGAUGCCGGCAAAUACAAAGUCACUGCCAAGAACGAACUUGGGGAAGGCAAUGCCAACAUCAGCCUAAACUUUGACAGUGAUGAUCUUCCAGAUGAAGGGGCAAAGCCAACAUUCACUGAAAAACCGACCAUCCGGCAAUCCGACGAUGGAAACAAAAUAAUCUUUGAGUGUCAGUGUGUAGCAGACCCAACACCAGCCAUUGAAUGGUAUCACAAAGGUACCCUGGUGAAGGAAGAUGCUCGGCACAAGUACAGAAUUGUGUCUGACAAGCACAACCACACAGUUGCAUUGGAGGUGGCCAAUGUCAAAGCCGAGGACGGCGGCGAGUACCGGGUUCUCGCUCGAAAUGACCACGGAGAAGGUCACGCCAACAUUACCCUCAACUUCGAAGACUCUGGAAAACCAAAGAUUCCAGAGGGCAAGGCACCACGGUUUCCUAAGAAGCCUACCAUUCGCCAAGAAGGCGACUCCCUCAUCCUUGAAUGCAUCCUCGAAGCUCACCCUUUCCCAGAGAUCUCCUGGUUUCUAGGGAAUAAGAAGAUUAAUGAUGGCCUGCGACACAGGACAUCCAAGAAGGAGACUGUGAAGCACACAUACCUGCUCAGCUUAGAGAUUAGGGACCCGACGACAGAAGAUGGCGGCAACUACCGCUGUAAUGCUGUAAAUGACCUCGGAGAUAGCAAUGCCAACAUUACACUAAACCUUCAAGGUGCAGAACCACCCAAGCCACCGGGCGAGCCCCCAGUUUUCACAGAGAAGCCAAAAAUCAUUCCAAAGGACUCCGGCGCGGUGAUCAUCAUGGAGUGCCACGUAAAAUCCAAGACUGCCCCCCAGUUCACGUGGCUCCAUGCUGGCAACCCUGUCCGCGAAGCCCCCCACAUAAAGUCAAAGAUGGUCAAGGACGGUGGCGAGUUCAUCAUCACCCUAGAGAUCACGGGUCCCGGAAAGGAAGACGGAGGUCCGUACAAGUGCAACAUUAAAAAUGAAGACGGAGAAAUAAAUGCAAAUCUCAACCUCAACAUUGCUGGUGCUGCUGCACCGACUGGAGUGGCGCCAUCAUUUGUGGAGAAGCCACAGAUCACAGCCGAGGAGGAAGGCAAGCUGAUCAUCAUGGAGUGCAAGGUGCGUGCUGACCCCAAGCCAACCAUCACCUGGUUGAAGGAGGGCAUCUCUGUCGCCGACAACAAGCGCAUCAAGCAGAUCAUCAACCAGGACAAAGAUGUCUACCACAUUCGGCUGGAACUUCGCGAUCCUGAGUUUUCGGAUGCUGGGAUCUACAAGUGCAAUGUUAAGAAUGAAGCAGGCGAGAGCAAUGCAAACCUGACUCUCAACAUUGAGUUGGCUCCCGUGAUCAAGGAGCGCCCCAAAGUGGUUCGGCGGGAGCUGCACAAGACGAUCAUCAUCGAAUGCCAUGUCCAGUCUACCAACAAGCCUGAGGUGGUCUGGUUCAAGGAGAACACACAGGUGCGCGAGGACACGCGCCACCAGGUGCACAUCCGCCAGGUGUCCCAGGGUGAGUUUGCGGUGGCACUGGAAAUCGACAAGCCGGCUGCUCAAGACAAGGGCGUCUACAAGCUGGUUGCUAAGAACGUCAAGGGCGAGGCUGCAUCUCAGACAGUUGCUGUCGAUCUCGAAGAGGAAAAGAAAGAGCCUGAAAAGAAAGAACCUGAGAAGAAAAAAGAAGAGCCAAAGCCCAAGGGCGAGAAGCCAAAGAUUGUGCAGAUGCUGGCUUCCCAGACUGUUGAAGAAGGCAAGACCUGUGAAUUCGUCUGCCGUGUUGAAUCUGUCACCAAGGUCACAGUCAUGUGGAUGAAGAACAAGAGGGUUGUCCGUGAGACAACCACCACACGCAUCACGUUUGAUGGCUCCACUGCCAAGCUAGUGUUCUCUCCAGCUACCAAGGACAUGGCUGGAAACUACACAGUCGAGUUCACAAAUGAGUUUGGCAAGGAAGAGUCCUCAGCUGAGCUCAUUGUCACAGAUGCUCCGAAAAAGAAACCAGAAGAGAAAAAACCCGAAGAAAAGAAGCCAGAAGAAAAGAAGCCUGAGCCAAAGAAGGUUGAAGAGAAGAAGGUUGAGGAGAAGAAGAAAGUGGAAGAAGUCAAGGUUGAGGAGAAAGCCGAGGUCAAGAAAGUUGAGGAGAAAAAGGUUGAAGCUAAGAAGCCCGCUGAAAAGAAGGCUGCAGAGAAAAAAGCCGAGGAGAAGAAACCAGAUGAGCUGAAGCCAGAGACCAUUGAGAGGAAGCCCUCGAUUGAGAAGCCAUCGAAGCUUGAAGCCGACAAAAAGACACUUCCAGAGCGCAGAACGAGUCUCGACCGCCAGCGAAAUGGCGAGGUCACAGCACUGACAAAGGAUGAAAUCAUUCGCGAGCCAUCACCUGUAGAAGAGUGCCGGCCAUCCAUCAGCAAAAGACGUCCUAGUGACAAGAUAGAACCCCUGGCUCCCCGAAGAGAUGAAACUCCUAAGUCACCUACCAUGCCUGCACCAGAGCAGAUCAUUCCUCCUACACCUCCACCAGCCACUCCUAAGAAGAGGGACAGCAUUCCACCACCUCUUAACCUGGCACCUGAAGUGCCUUCUGACACGGAGUCUGUGACCUCUUCACCUUCUCAGUCACCACGAUCAAAGACAUCCCCGAGGACAGUGAUGGGUUUCCAUCUUCAAGGCCCUCCAGAAGACGAAGAUGUCGAACAGGAUUUUGGCGAACCUCUGGUGUUCCAGUUCAAAGAGAACCGGUAUGAACCUGUGCCCUUGGAAGGUCUACAAUCUCCCCCAGCUCGAAAGUCAUCAGUGCCAGUGAUCACGGUAGAUGACACUGAAGCAUCUAAAAAACCCAAAAAGAAAAGGAGUGUGAAGAAAGACAAAGAUGAAGAAGAGUCCAAGGAAGAGGCUCCAAAACCCAAACCAAAAAUGCGGCCAGUUAAACGUGCUGGCUCUCCAGAAAAGACACCAGAACCGCCGCCAUCACCGAGGGGACGACGGAGCUCUAUAUGCGUUGCAGCUGAGCCAGGCCACAUUCCAGCAGAGCUUGUAGGUCUGCCACAAACUGCAACUGUCACAAUCCAGGGAGUCGUCAUGACUGUAGAAGAUGCUGAAAAGAUGCUUGAGAAAGGAAUGGUUGUCGACGAGGCUGGCAAAAUGAAGAAACUUCGGCCUGGUGAAAUGGUUGAAGUCAGGCAGCGGCGCCGUUCCAGUAUUGACAUGCGACGGGCCAGUGUCUCAGAGCUGCAAGAAAAGGUUGAAAAGCCAUCCACGCCUCUGCGACCUAUUCCUGAAACUGAAGAAGGACCACCCAACAUUGUGGACUACCAGGAGAAUGUCACAGCUGUUGAAGGCGGUACUGCCUACCUGUCGGUUCAGGUGGAGGGCAACCCUGUGCCUCAAUUUCGCUUCUACAAGGGUGUGGGCGAGGUGUAUGAGGGGGGCCGCUACAAGGUGAUCACGGAUGGCGAGACGAACACUGUGUGCUUCUGCAUCCGCAAGGCCAAGAGUAUUGAUGAGGGCAAAUAUAAGAUAGUUGCCUACAACAAACAUGGCGAGGACUCUGUCACCAUGAGUCUGUUUGUGAGUGAUGAAAGUGGCAUGGAUUUCCGUGCAAUGCUCAAACACAGGCAAUAUGCCAAAUGGGGUAUGGGCAAAGGUGACCCAGACUGGCAACUCAAGCAACGAGAAGAGGAGAAAGAGCAAAUUGGCCUUCGCAAGCCGAAACCAGACGCAUUCCUCCAGCCACUGGAGAAUGUGCAUGUUAAGGAAGGCCGGGACAAGCUAGCCCGUUUCCAGGCCGUGUUUUCAAAGAGUGGUGUGAAGGGCAAGUGGUUCCGCAACCGCCAGGAAAUCUUCAUGGGCAAGAAGUACCACAUGACGAGCCAGGGAGACCUGCACGUCCUCGAGGUCAUGAACCCAACAGUGGAAGAUGGAGGACGAUACACCCUCACCUGCCUUGACACUAGCUGCCAGGCACUGCUGGAAGUGGAUGAUCCAGACCCUGUGUACAAAUUUGUGAAGAAGCUGCCUUCAAAGUCGCAGCAGUAUACCACCAAGGAACUGGUGCUUGAAUGUACCACCAACAGCCACAAGGCCCCCGUGCAGUGGCUCAAGGAUGACAAGAAGAUAGCUGCAAGUGACAAGUACAUAAUUGAGCAGGACCAAUUCGGCAAGAAGAUACUGCGUGUCCAAAACUGCACUUUGGAUGACACUGGUCUAUACACCUGCAAGAUCAGCUCAGAAGAGAAGACUACAUGCAAGGUCACCAUUACAGAACAAAAGUUCCAGUUCAUGAAGGGCCUGAAAAGCUUCAAAAUCUUUGAGGAUGACUCUGUCACACUCGAAUGUGAAGUGGACGAGUGGGAGGCCCCCGUGCAAUGGUUCAAGGACGGCAAGGAGAUUAAGGGUGACAAGCACUACGAAGUGACUGCAGAAGGUCGUAAACGCCGCAUCAACAUCAAAAAGGCCAAGAUUACUGACGAAGGCCAGUACGUUUGCAAGACAAACUCGGAUGAGACAAGCGGAGAGCUUCUUGUAGAACCGGCCAACAAGUUCAACAAGAAGCUAAAAGAUGUGGAUGCUCUAGAACGAGAGCAAGCCAUCCUGGAGGUUGACCUUCUCGACAGGUAUGCUCCACUCAAGUGGUUUAAGAAUGGCGAGGAAAUCAAGCCAAGUGACAGGAUAAGCAUUAAGCAGCUUGAAGAUGGUCGCCACCAACUGAUCAUUAACAAAUGUGAGCUUGAUGAUACGGGCGAAUAUUCAAUUGAGUGCAAGGACCUCAAGUGUGCCUGCAAGCUAAGCGUGACUGAAGCUGAAAAAGCUCCAGUCAUUAAGCUGGACAAAACAGACUACACCGGAGACACUGGAAAGCCACUUACUAUAGAGAUCCCAUACAGCGUGACUGGUGUGAGAACGUCAGAUGUUGUUGGCAAGUUGCUGCGUAAUGGACAGCCGGUCUCCACCAAGGAAGUUGAUGUUGUUGUGAAAAAUGACAUGGUCCUCGUGACCUUCAGGAAGCCUGUUCGAGAGACUUCUGGUCCCUACGAGUUUUCUUUGAGUAACUCACAAGGAGAGGCAAAGCUACCACUCAACAUCAACAUUCUGGACGUGCCUCAACCACCUGAAGGUCCUCUUGAGGUCACUGACAUCUACAGGGAUCGCUGCAAGCUCAAAUGGAAGCCGCCAAAGGACACAGGUGGUGUCCCACUGCAGCACUAUGUGGUGGAAAGGCAAGACCUUGGUGUCAGGGGAGGCUGGACUGAAGUCCUCACUACUGAGGACACUCAUGCCGAUAUUACUGACCUGACACCUAAGAAGGAGUACAAGUUCAGGGUGCGCGCUGUGAACAAAAAGGGUGCAUCAGAGCCACUCAAUGCUGACAGAACAACCUUGGCCAAGGAUCCAUAUGAUGAACCUUCCAAGCCAGGAAAUGUUGAGGUCACUGACUGGGAUGCAGACAGGGUUGAUCUCAAAUGGCAGAAGCCUGAAAAGGAUGGUGGUGCACCCAUCGAGGGAUACAUCAUUGAGUACAAGGACAAGUUUUCCAGGGACUGGGUUCCUGCUGCUAAAAUUCCUGCUGACAAAACUGAAGGCAGAGUGUCGGACUUAAAAGAAGGCGUCCAGUACGAAUUUCGUGUACGUGCUGUUAACAAGGCUGGACCUGGUGAACCCAGUGACCCCACGAAACCAAUUAUCUGCAAGCCAAGGUUUGUGAAGCCAUUCAUAUUGGGCGAUGGAUUGAAAAACCUGACCAUCAAACGAGGUGCCAUGAUCAAGUAUGAGAUUGAGUUCAAAGGUGAACCUCCACCGGAAGUGACCUGGGAGCGCAACAGCACCCAGCUGAAGGCCACUGACAGGCAAGUAACAUUAACUACCAUUGAAAUCAAGGACACGUCAACAACCUUCACAACGAAGAAUGCUGUGCGUGCUGACAGUGGCCGAUACACGCUCAAGUUGACCAACAGCAGUGGAACAGUCUUCUCUGAGGCAGAAGUUGUUGUUCUAGACAAGCCUGCCAUGCCUGGAGGUCCGCUGAAACCAGAGAAAGUCCGUGCGGACCACGUUGAACUUUCGUGGAAACCACCUCCCGAUACGGGUGGCCAGGACCUGAAGGGCUAUGUCUUGGAAAAAAUGGACACAGACACUGGGCGUUGGGUGCCAGCAGGAGAGGUGGGCCCCAAAGAGACUAAAGCUCGCAUUGAUGGCCUCCAAAAGGGCAAGAAGUACAAAUUCCGUGUCAAAGCUGUCAACAAGGAAGGCGAAUCUGAGCCCUUGGAGACGGGAGACGACAUUGUGGCCAAGAACCCCUAUGAUGAACCUGGCAAGCCAAGCAAGCCAGAGAUUGUGGACUAUGACAACACAAAGGUGGACCUCAAGUGGGACAAACCGACCAACGAUGGUGGGCGCCCCAUCCUGCACUACAUUGUGGAGAAGAAGGAGAAGCACAGCUCUGACUGGGUGGAGGCCCUCAAGACACCCGGUGACAAGUGCGAGGCCACCGUGGAUGGCCUCAAGGAGAACUCGGUCAUGCAGUUCCGGGUGCGAGCUGUCAACAAGGCCGGUGUGGGAGAGCCCAGCGAACCCACUGAGAACCACAUUGUCAAGCACCGCAACUUGAAACCUCGCAUUGACCGCACCAACCUGAAGAAUAUUAUCUUGAAGGUGGGAAGGUCUCACACCUUUGAGGUUGACAUCAUUGGUGAGCCACCACCAGAAGUGGUCUGGACGUUUGGUGAAGCUGUGCAAAAGCUCAGCCCUGAUGAGAACACAAUUAUUGAGAACAAAGACUACCAUUCCGACUUUGGUAUAGUCAAAGCCCUUCGCAAGCAGUCUGGGAAGUACACCAUCACUGCUACCAACAGGAAUGGAAAGGACUCCGUUUCGAUCGACAUCACUAUUCUUGGCAAACCAGCCAAACCCGAAGGACCACUGGAGGUCAAGGAUGUCCACAAGGAGGGGUGCAAGCUCAAGUGGAACAAGCCAAAGGAUGACGGUGGCUGUCCACUGCACCAUUAUGAAGUUGAAAAAUUGGACAAGGAGACUGGUCGCUGGACCCGUGUUGGCAAGACAGACAAGCCGGAGAUUGAGGUCACUGGCCUGACCCCCAACAAGGAGUACCUGUUCAGGGUCACUGCUGUCAAUGAUGAGGGUGAAUCCGAACCACUGGAGACACUCCAGGGAACAGUUGCCAAGAACCCAUAUGAUGAGCCAACCAAGCCAGGAACACCCGAGCUGGUUGACUGGGACAACACCAGCGUGGACCUUAAGUGGGAGCCACCAAAGAGUGAUGGUGGCGCCCCGAUUGAGAAGUAUGUUAUAGAGAAGAAGGAUCGCUUCGGCACUGACUGGGAGAAGGCUGCCGAAGUGCCUGGCUCCAAGACAGAGACUAAAGUGGCCGGCCUCAAAGAAAAUACUGAGUUACAGUUCAGGGUGGUGGCUGUCAACAAGGCAGGUCCCAGCGAACCCAGCGAGCCAACACAGAUGCACACUGUCAAGCACAGAAAAUUGAAACCAUACAUUGAUCGCACAAACCUUGACGUCACAAUGGUCAAGAAGGGCAAGCAAAUCCGUCUUGAUGUCAACAUUCGUGGUGAACCACCACCAAAGGUCACUUGGAAGCUGGUGGAAAAGAUAGUUGAGACUAAAGAUAAUGUGGAGGUCAUCAAUGUUGAUUACAACACGAAACUGAACAUCAAUGAUGCUCAACGCAAGGACUCUGGCCUCUACAAGAUCAUUGCUGAAAAUGAGCACGGAAAAGAUGAAGCACAAGUUGAAAUUAUCGUUCUUGCUGCACCUUCAAGACCAGGAGGUCCACUCAAGGUGUCUGACGUGCAUGACAAAGGCUGUAAACUAAAGUGGAACAAGCCAGAAGACGACGGUGGCAAGCCACUUCAAGCAUAUGUCGUGGAAAAAAUGGACACGCAGACAGGCAGCUGGGUGCCCGUGGCACGAGUAGACCCUGACAAGACUGAGUGUCCUGUGACCGGGCUCAUACCUGGAAAGCAGUACCAGUUCCGUGUGAAGGCAGUCAAUGCCGAAGGAGAAUCGGAGCCCUUGGUCACUGAUGGACCAACACUUGCUAAGAACCCAUACGACGAACCAGGCAAGCCAGGAAAACCUGAGAUUGUGGACUGGGACGAGAAGCAUGUCGACCUCAAGUGGGAUGCACCUAAGGAUGAUGGAGGUGCACCCAUCACCGGGUAUGUGGUCGAGAAGAAGGACAGGGUUGGCGGCCACUGGGAGCCCUGCUUGGAGACGAACAGUUCCAAGCCCGAGGCCAAGGUGGAAGGCCUGGUGAAGGGGCAGCAGUACCAGUUCCGCGUGCGGGCCGUCAACAAGGCGGGCCCAGGCGAGCAUAGUGAGCCAACAGGAACACACCUCUGCAAGGAGCGAUUCUUGGCACCAAAGAUUGUGCGGGACAACCUCCAGAACAUCACUGUCCGCGCUGGACACAUUGCCAAGGUUAAUGUGGAAGUCAUAGGCGAACCUCCACCAAAAACAACAUGGCUUUUCAAUGGAAAAGAACUGGAGAAGGGUGAUGUCAUUAAGAUUGAAGAUGAGGAUUAUAAGACAUUCCUGUGUAUAGGCAAGGUGGCCCGCAAGCACUCUGGCAAGUACACCAUCAAAGCUGAGAACUCAUCAGGAAAAGACGAAGAGACCAUAGAGAUCCUCGUCCUCGACAAGCCUUCCAAACCCGAGGGACCACUGGAGGUUACAGAUGUGGACGCUAAGGGAUGCAAGCUGUCAUGGAACAAACCUAAAGAUGACGGUGGCACUCCAAUCGAGGGGUACCAGCUGGAGAAGAUGGAUACCGCAACUGGCCGGUGGGUGCCCUGUGGAAAAGCUGACAAGGAUGCCACUGAAAUGAAGGUGACUGGACUAGAACCAGGCAAGAAGUACCAGUUCCGUGUUAAGGCCAUCAACAAUGAGGGUGAAUCAGAGCCACUCGAGACAGAGCGGUCAACCCUUGCCAAGAACCCAUACGAUGAACCCGGGGCACCAGGUAUGCCAGUCAUCACCGAUUAUGACAAAGACUUCGUGGUGCUCAAGUGGGAUGAGCCAAUCAAGGAUGGGGGUGCGCCCAUCACGGGCUACAUCAUUGAGAAGAAAGACAAGUACAGCCAUGACUGGACACCUGCUGCUGAGGUGGUUGGCAACAAGACUGAGGGCAAGGUUGACAAGCUUCAGGAAGGCGACAAGUAUGAGUUUCGUGUACGAGCUGUUAACAAGGCUGGUCCGGGUGAGCCAAGUGAGGCUACUGCACCUCACCUCAUGAAACACAAGCACUUGAAACCACGCAUUGAUCGAACCAACCUGCGCAACCUGACGAUAAAGGUUGGCCAGGCGGUGAGCUUUGAUGUGGAUAUCAUCGGUGAGCCACCGCCAAAGGUCACGUGGGAGCACGUGGGCAAGGGUGAGGUCAAGUCUGACGAGGUUUAUCAGGUCGACAAUGUGGACUACAACACCAAGUUCAACAUUCUGAGGGCCACCCGCAAAGAGACAGGGGUCUACAAAGUCAAAGCUACCAACGACUCUGGAACAGACGAGGCAGAAGUGGAAAUCAAUGUUCUAGGCAAGCCAGGCAAGCCGAAUGGGCCCUUGGAGGUGUCCGAUGUCCGAAAGGAUGGUUGCUCACUAAGCUGGAAGAAGCCAGACGAUGAUGGAGGCUGUCCAAUUGAGUGCUAUGAGGUGGAGAAGAUGGACGAGGAAACUGGCCGCUGGGUGCCAGCUGGCAAAUCAACAGAACCCAAGCUGGAGGUCAAGAACUUGGUUCCAGGCAAGAAGUACAAGUUCAGAGUGCGUGCUGUGAACAAGGAAGGUGACUCUGAGGAGCUUGAGACGGAAACAAGCACGCUUGCCAAGAAUCCCUUUGAUGAACCUGGCAAACCAGGCCGUCCUGAGCCAACUGACUGGGACAGCGACCACGUGGAUCUCAAGUGGUCGCCGCCAGAGAGCGAUGGAGGCACUCCCAUCACAGCAUACGCAGUCGAGAAACGCAAGAAGGGCACGCACAAGUGGCAGAAGGCCAAGGAAGUGCCUGGUACCAGCAAUGAGGCCACUGUGAGCAACCUGGAAGAAGGGGAGGAGUAUGAGUUCCGUGUGAUUGCCAUCAACAAGGAAGGACCCAGUGAGCCUAGUGACACUUCUCGAUCUGUGGUGGCCAAGCCCAGGAAGUUGGCACCCAAGAUUGACCGCACCAACCUUAAGGAUACGACCAUUAAGAGUGGCCAGGCACUGAAACUUGAUGUGGAUGUCAAGGGCGAACCUUGCCCGAGCAUUGAGUGGUCCUACAAUGGGCAGCCUCUCAAAGCGAACGACAAAAUCAAAAUUGACAUUGAAGACUACCACACCCUGUUCAUCCUGACGGGAGCCAAGCGUGCCCACACUGGAACCUACACAAUCACAGCCAAGAACAUGCAUGGCACUGAUGAGGCAUCCAUUCAGCUCAAAGUGCUCAGCAAGCCAUCCAAGCCCAAGGGCCCCCUGGAGGUUUCAGACGUAACAGCCGAAGGCUGCAAGCUCAAAUGGGACAAGCCUGAAGAUGAUGGUGGCGAGCCUGUGCAGCAGUAUGUGGUGGAAAAAAUGGACACAGACACCGGUCGCUGGGUGCCUGUCAUGACCACCAAAGAACCAGAGGCUGAAGUCAAGGGCCUGAUUCCAGGCAAGGAGUACAAGUUCCGUGUACGUGCUGUCAAUCCAGAGGGUGAAUCUGAACCUCUCGAAACGGAACAGGGCAUUAUUGCCAAGAACCCUUACGACGAGCCAGGCAAACCGGGCAAGCCAACAGCCAAGGACUGGGACAAGCACCAUGUCGACCUCAGCUGGCAGCCUCCCUCAAACGAUGGUGGUGCGCCGGUCACAAGCUACAUUGUAGAAAAGAAGGACAAGUUCAGCACAAAGUGGCAGAAGGCUGCCGAGAUUAUUGGCGACAAAUGCGAAGCUAGGGUGCCUGACCUCAUUGAAGGCAUGGAGUACCAGUUUCGGGUCCGGGCUGUGAACAAGGCUGGCCCUGGUGCCCCCAGUGAUGCAAGUGAUAUGGUCAUCGCUAAGCCACGCUUCUUGGCUCCCAAGAUUGACCGUUCCACACUCAAGGACGUGACCAUCCAUGCCGGUCAGGGUGUCAAGUUCGACGUCAAGGUUAUUGGCGAGCCCCCACCGAAGACUACUUGGUUCCUGGAGAAGACUGAACUGAAGGAUGGAGGCCCAUACUCGAUUGACAAGGAGCCUUACCGUACAAAGUUCACCAUUCACAAUGCAGAACGCAAGGACACUGGGGAGUACAAGCUGGUGGCUGAAAACACCUCUGGAAAGGACGAGGCUACAGUCAAAAUCAUAGUCCUAGACAAACCCACGGCUCCCGAGGGACCUUUGGAAGUGACGGACGUACACGCUGAGGGCUGCAAGCUUAAGUGGAACCCACCAAAGGACGAUGGCGGGCAGCCACUGGAUGGCUAUGUGGUGGAGAAAAUGGACACAGAGACCGGACGUUGGGUGCCAAUUGGUCGGCCCACAAAGCCUGAGAUGGAAGUCAACAACUUGGAGCCAGGCAAGGAGUACAAGUUCCGAGUGCGUGCUGUGAAUCCCGAGGGAGAGUCAGAGCCACUUGAGACGGAGAAGGGCACCAUUGCGAAGAACCCCUAUGAUGCCCCUGGUAAACCAACGGGAGCUGAAGUUACUGACUGGGACAAAGAUCACAUGGACCUCAAGUGGCAGCCACCUCUCAAGGAUGGCGGUGCCCCUAUUGAAAAGUACAUUGUAGAGAAGAAGGAGAAGGACAGCCCCGUCUGGACGAAGGCUGCUGUAGUAGAUGGCAAGUCCUGCGAGGCUCGCGUACCUGACCUCAUCCCCGGUGAAACUUACGAGUUCCGUGUUCGAGCUGUAAAUGCUGCUGGUCCUGGAGAGCCAUCGGAAACCACUAAACCUAUGAUUGCCAAACCCAGAAAAUUGGCUCCCAAGAUUGACCGCCGCAGCCUGAAACCUAUCACCAUCAAAGUUGGACAAGACUUUGAGUUUGAUGUUAAGGUUCAGGGCGAACCACCCCCAAGCAUUAGCUGGAUGCUUGGAACAAAGCCUGUGGCUGAGCGUCCCACACUGAACAUCACAAAUGUUCCCUACAACACGAAACUGACCUGCGACCGUGCUGAAAGGAAGGACAAUGGUGUCUACAAGAUCAUUGCCUCCAACCAGUAUGGAACAGACGAGGCUGAGGUGGAAGUCAACGUCAUUUCCAAGCCCUCGAAACCCGAGGGUCCUUUGGAGGUGUCGGAUGUCACCAAGAAUGGCUGCAAACUGGCCUGGAACAAGCCCAAGGAUGAUGGUGGUGAGCCUAUCACCAAGUACGUGGUGGAGAAACAAGACCCUGAUACGGGUGCAUGGGUUCCUGUUGGUACAAGCCACUCGCCUGAGUUCCAAGUCACAGGGCUCACUCCUGGCAAAGACUACAAGUUCCGUGUCAAAGCUGUCAACAAAGAAGGGGAGUCUGAGCCUCUGGAGACUGACAUUCCCAUCACGGCCAAGGACCCAUAUGAUGCCCCGUCGGCUCCUGGAAAGCCGGAGGCCACGGACUGGAAUAAGGACCAUGUGGACCUCAAGUGGACACCACCAGACAAGGACGGAGGUGCUCCCAUCUCGCAUUAUCUGAUCGAGAAGAAAGAAAAGGGCAGCCCCCGUUGGGAGAAGGCAGCCGAGGUGCCCGGCGACCAGUGCAAGGGAACCGCUCCUUUCUUGGAUGAAGGAAAGGAGUACGAGUUCCGCGUCAUCGCCGUCAACAAGGCUGGUCCUGGAGAGCCCAGUGAAGCCUCCAAGCCCAUUGUGGCUAAGCCAAGAUUCUUGGCACCACGCAUUGACCGCAAGAACCUCCAUGACUUAACCAUCAAGGCUGGACAGCCAAUCAAGUUUGAUGUUAACGUUCAGGGCGAGCCUCCUCCAACCAUCGUCUGGUCUCUAGAUGAUGAGACCAUCAAAUCCACUUCUCAUCGCAACAUUGAAACUGAAGACUAUAAUACCAAGUUGGCUGUGCGGAGGGCUGAACGCAGCGACUCUGGAAAGUACACCAUCACUGCCACAAACAGCUCUGGCAAAGAUGCAGCCACGGUCACUGUCAAUGUUCUGGACGUCCCAGGAAAUCCUGAAGGUCCUCUGGAGGUCUCUGAUGUCCACAAGGAGGGUUGCAAGCUCAAAUGGAAACGACCCAAGGACACUGGAGGCAUGCCACUUGAUGGAUACCUGGUGGAAAAGAUGGACCCUGAAACUGGUGUCUGGGUUCCUGUUGGCAAAACUAAAGAGCCUGGAAUGGAUGUGACUGGUCUCACUCCAGGAAAGGAAUACAAGUUCAGGGUCAAGGCCUUGAACAAAGAAGGAGAGAGUGAGCCUCUUGAGAUGGAUGGAACCAUUGUUGCCAAAAAUCCAUUCGAUGAGCCCGGCAAGCCAGGCAACGUUGAAGCCACAGACUGGGACAAGGACCACGUGGACCUCAAGUGGACUCCGCCGGAGAAGGACGGCGGUGCUCCAGUGGAGAAGUACAUCAUUGAAAAGAAGGACAAGUGGGGCAACUGGGAGAAGGCAGCCGAAGUGCCUGCCACUCAGACAAAGGCCACGGUGGGAGACCUGGCAGCCAACCAGCCGUACGAGUUUCGAGUGAUCGCCGUCAACAAAGCAGGACCAGGCGAGCCCAGUGAUGCUACGCUGCCCAUCAUCACCAAGCCACGCAAGUUGGCGCCCAAGAUUGACCGUACAAACUUGGACAAGGUUCGCGUUAAGGCUGGGCAGAACUUCAACUUUGACGUGAACGUCAUUGGUGAGCCACCGCCGGAGAUCACCUGGACCCUGAAGGGGAAGAAGGUGGUCGCCACGGACCAUGUCAAGCUGACCAACGUGCCUUACAAUACCAAGCUCAAUGUGCGGCAUGCACAGCGUGCUGACAGUGGCACUUACACCAUCACAGCUGUCAACGAGCAUGGGAAGGAUGUUGCUGACGUUGAAGUCAUUGUCCUCGACAAGCCAACACCUCCCGGAGGACCCCUCAAAAUUGAAGAUGUCCAUGCAGAAGGUUGCACACUCAAGUGGAAUCCCCCUGUGGAUGAUGGUGGUGUGCCUGUCGACCACUAUGUUGUUGAGAAGCUUGACCCCAACACAGGCCUGUGGGUCCCAGCUGGUGACACCAUUGGGCCCGAGACUCAGAUGAAGGUAAAGGGAUUGCAGCCUGGCAAGACAUACAAGUUCAGAGUAAAGGCUGCCAACCGCCAGGGCGAGUCUGAACCCCUUGAAGCUGACAAAUCCAUUGUUGCCAAGAAUCCAUUUGACGAGCCUGGUAGUCCUGGCAAACCAGAGAUUGAGGACUACGACAAGGACUUUGUGAAGCUUAAGUGGACACCACCUGAAAACGAUGGAGGAUCACCCAUCACGGGCUACGUUAUUGAGAAGAAGGACAAAUACAAUCCUGACUGGACACCGGUCAUGGAAGUCCCAGCUGAUGAGACUAAUGCAAAGGUUGGUGAUCUCAUCGAGGGCACUCCAUACGAGUUCCGUGUCAGGGCUGUCAACAAGGGCGGCCCAGGAGUUCCCAGCGAGUCCACUGGCCAGCACGUUGCUCGGCCCAAAAACAUGGCUCCGAGGAUUGAUCGCACUGCCCUGCAUGACAUUCGUAUAAAGGUUGGCAAGAGCUUUGAGUUUGAAGUGCCUGUCCUUGGUGAGCCUCCACCAAACAAGAAGUGGUCCAUGGAAGGCAAGAGCCUAGAGGACAACAAGCGCUGGACCAUCUCGCACGAGCCUUACAAGACCAAGCUGGCAGUGCGCAAUGCUGAGCGUGGUGACAGUGGCACGCUCAUUCUGACUGCAACUAAUUCCAAUGGUACAGACACUGCUAAAGUCAAUGUCACAGUUAUGGACGUGCCACAGGCACCACAGAUGAUCAAAAUUGACAAGAUCACCAAGGACAACUGUGAGGUGUCAUGGAAGCCACCCAAGGAUGAUGGUGGUUGCGACAUCUUGCACUAUGUGGUCGAGAAGAAGGACCUGGACUCUGGAAUCUGGACACCUGUUGCCGAAACUAUGGGCACCACAGUGAAAGCUGAACGCUUGGCCAACCAGCACCAGUAUCACUUCCGAGUGAAGGCAGUGAACAAGGAGGGUGACUCACCGUAUGCAACCACUAAGGAUGCCAUCACUGCUAAGAAUCCAUUUGACCAACCCAACAAACCAACACCUCCGGAGGUCACGGAUUGGGAUGCCGACCAUGUUGACCUUGAAUGGCGUGCCCCACGCGAUGGUGGAGCCCCGAUCACAGGAUAUGUUGUGGAAAAACGCAACAAGGGCAGCCCGCUGUGGGAGGAGGCUGCUCGCGUUCCUGGUGAUGCCACCAAGGCCACCGUGCCUCAUCUGAAGGAAGGCGAGGAGUAUGAGUUCCGUAUCGUCGCCAUCAACAAAGCUGGGCCCAGUGAGCCAAGCGACCCGUCGAAGUCGGUUGUUGCCAAGCCACGCAAAUUGGCUCCAUCGCUGGACAAAGCUGCCCUGAAGGACAUCAAAGUACGGGCAGGACGGCCUAUCAACUUCACAGUGCCCAUCAAGGGAGAGCCUGCACCUACCAUCGAGUGGCAAAUCCAUGAUAAGCCGGUGCAUGAUAAACGUGUUGAGGUCACCAACACUGCCAACCAAACACUGCUGGACAUUGCAUCCUCUGUGCGUUCUGACUCUGGCAAAUACACGCUGGUCUUGGAGAACGCCCAUGGCAAGACAUCAGCCUCUGCUAAAGUGACUGUCCUUGAUCGCCCAUCACCUCCAGAGGGACCACUUGGCAUUGCAGAAGUGACCAAGAACUCUGCCACCAUUACAUGGAAGGCCCCUGCAGAUGAUGGCGGCACGCCCAUCAAGCACUAUAUUAUUGAGAAGAUGGACACAUCUCGCGGCACCUGGGUGGAGGCUGGCACCACACCCAACCUCACAUUCAAGGUUCCCAAACUGGUUCACAAGAAGAGCUAUCAGUUCCGUGUGAAGGCUGUCAACGAGAUUGGCGAGUCGGAGCCACUUGAGAAGACCGAGCCCAUCAUUGCUAAGGAUCAGUUUGAGAAAUCAAGCCAGCCAGGCCGUCCCAAGGUGACUGAUUGGGAUAAAGAUCACGUUGACCUGGAAUGGAAGCCGCCCACUGAUGAUGGUGGCUGUCCCGUCAAGAGCUACAUCAUCCAAAAGAAGGAGCGCGGCUCUCCCCUCUGGACAAAGGCAAAGGAGGUUCCAGCAUCACAAACUAAGGCAACUGUGCCAGACCUCAGAGAAAACCAGGACUAUGAGUUCAGGGUCAUUGCGGUCAACGCUGGUGGUGAGAGCGAGCCUUCAGAGCCAUCAGAUCUCAUCACAUGCAAGCCAAGAUUCUUGGCCCCCAAGAUUGUGAGCCCCAUGAAGGAAGUCAAGGUCAAGAUUGGCCAGACACUGCAUGUCGAGAUCAAGUUCAUUGGUGCACCUCCACCAGUUGUCUCAUGGAUGGUGGAUGGCAAGCCACUGAUCUCAGAUGACCGGGUCACCAUCUCCAACUUUGAUGACUACACCAUCAUCAACACUGUCGACACCAAAAGGUCUGAUGGUGGUGCAUACACUUUGCACCUCAAGAAUGAUAGUGGCGAGGACAGUGGAACUUUGCCGGUUGUCAUUCUGGAUAAACCAAAUCCUCCAGAGGGUCCUUUGAAUGUCGACGAAGUUGACAAAGACCAUGUGAAGCUUUCCUGGAAGCCUCCCAAGGACACUGGAGGAAGCGACAUUACGGGCUACGUGAUUGAGAAGCGUGACAAAACCCAUGGUGGCCAAUGGGUGCCUGCAGUUUCAUUUGUGCCACCGACAGCCACUGAAGCAACUGUGCCAAAACUCAUUGAAGGAACUGCAUAUGAGUUCCGAGUUAUGGCUGAGAAUGCACAGGGGUUGUCUGAGCCUCUUACAACAACUCGUCCAGUUGUAGCCAAGAGUCCAUAUGGUACCCCAGGCAAGCCUGGGCAGCCUGAGGCAGUGGAUCAUGAUCGUGACUUCAUCAAAAUCAAAUGGGAGCCACCACGUAAUGACGGAGGUUCACCCAUCACUGGCUAUGACAUCGAGCGGAGAGACACCAAGUCUAAUCGUUGGGUCCGCGUCAACAAGGAACCUGUUCGAACGCCAGAGUAUACGGACAAGGAUGUGACAGAUGGACACCAGUAUGAAUACAGGGUGGUUGCAAAGAAUGCAGCUGGUCCCAGUGAGCCAAGCAUGGCAUCUAAGCCAAUUGCAGCCAAACCAAUGAAAGAGAAGCCAAAGUUGCACCUGGAUGGCCUGUAUGGAAAGGGUAUCCGCGUGCGUGCGGGUGAUCCACUCAACAUCAACAUCCCACUCACGGGUGCCCCAGCACCUGCGGUCACAUGGCUGAUCAAUGACAAGGAGAUCCCACCCACCAACCGUAUUCGUACCGACACUGCAGAUGAGACCGUCAACCUCACCAUCCCAGUGUCGCAGAGAGGUGACACCGGAAAGUACACCAUCAAGGCAAAGAACAUGUAUGGAGAAGAUUCAGCUGACAUUGACGUUCUUGUCUAUGAUAAGCCUGGACCUCCUCAAGGACCACUUGAAUACCCUGAGGUGACUAAUUCGACUGUCGUUCUCAAGUGGAGGAAACCAGAAGACGAUGGUGGAGCAGAGAUCACUGGGUACCUUGUCGAGAAGUGUGAGAUUGGGUCCGACUUCUGGCAACCUGUGCCGGGUUACUGUCCGAACACAACGUACACAGUGCGCAAUCUUGAGGAAGGCAAACAGUACAAGUUCCGUGUUCGUGCGGAGAACAUUUAUGGCAUCAGUGAGCCGCUCGAGGGCAAGCCAGUCACUGCCAAGAACCCAUUCGACACUCCCGAUUCUCCCGGGCAGCCAAAGGUUGACGAGAUUGGACCAACUUCUGCUACCAUUUCUUGGACACCACCAGCCAGCGACGGUGGGCGUCCAAUCCAAGGUUACAUUGUGGAGAAGCGUGAGCGGGGACAUCCUGAAUGGGUCAAGGCAAAUGCCGCACCAACACCUGGCACCCAGUUCACUGUGCCUCACCUCACCGAGGGCAAAACCUAUGAGUUUAGGGUGACGGCUGUCAACGAAGGCGGCCCCGGAAAACCAAGCAAGCCAAGUGCUGCCGUUGUGGCCAAGGAGCCCAAGUUUGCUCCCAGUGCUCCAGAUACACCACGUGUAGACAAGGUCACCAAGAACUCAGUCACGCUGUCCUGGAACAAACCAACAAACGAUGGUGGCAGCAAGGUGAAGGGCUACAUUGUUGAGAAGAAGCCUAAGGAUGCCAAAGACUGGACACCAGUGAACAUACUGCCACACCCGGACACCACUUUCACGGUGCCUAACCUGGAUGAGGGACAAGAGUAUGAGUUCCGUGUGGUAGCCAUCAACGACAUCGGCGAGAGCCCACCGAGCAAACCCACUGGUCUUGUGCUUGUAGAGGAGCAGCCAGACAAGCCGAGGAUCAAUGCUGGUGCUGUGAAGGACAUCGUUGUGAAGGCUGGCCAGGACUUCAGUAUCAAUGUGCCAUUCACUGGCUUCCCCAAACCAGAAGCUAUCUGGUCAAAGAAUGACAUUGACCUUGAUGACAAGGAGCCUAGACGGACUUACAAGGUGUCAGAGGAGAAUGCCAGCCUGACCGUCACCAAGGCCAAGAGAGAUGACACUGGCCAGUACAAGCUGUUCCUCAAGAACAAGCAUGGAUUCGACACUGUCUACUGUAAAGUCACUGUGCUAGAUCGUCCAGCACCACCAGAAAACCUGCGUGGUGAAGAGGUGGACGGUGACUCCUUGACGUUGCGCUGGCUGCCACCGAAGGAUGAUGGUGGAGCGGAAAUCACCAACUAUGUUGUGGAGAAGCAGGAGGAGGGCACGAAGUCUUGGCACCGGAUUGGCACCUACGUUGUGGGCACUGCAUUCAGAGUCCGGGGGCUCACAGUUGGUCACCGGUACAACUUCAGGGUCAUGGCUGAGAACCAGUUUGGAACCAGUGAUCCUGCAACCACUGCUGAACCUAUACUUGCCAAGCUUCCAUUUGACCCACCAGGUGCACCAGGAGCGCCACAUGCCGUGGACACAUCGCCCGACUCUAUCACCAUUGCAUGGAGCAAGCCACGAAAUGAUGGUGGCUCGCCAAUCACUGGUUACCUUGUUGAGAAGCGUAAAGUGGGUGAUACCAAGUGGAGCCGUGUCACACCAACACCUGUGCCCGACCUCACACACAAAGUACCAGGCCUGACUGAGAACCAGCAGUACGAAUUUCGCGUUUGUGCCGUCAACGCAGCUGGAGAGUCGCCCUGGAGCAAUGCUUCCGAGGGCAUUUAUGCAAGGCCUCCUCCUGCCGCGCCCAAGAUUGACAGUGGCUUCGCUAUGCGCGACAUUGUGGUCCUGGCUGGUGAGGAGUUUACAAUUCGAGUGCCAUACAGUGGCAGUCCAGCACCAGAGGCCUCCUGGACCAUUAACGGAAAUGCUGUGCUACCUGAUGAUAGAAUUCACACUGAAGUUAAUGUGGCAUUCACCGUGUUCCUCAAUAAGAAGGCAAAGCGUGAGGACAGUGGAAAGUACACACUGACACUGAAGAACCCACAAGGAUCAGACACAGCAUCAUGCAAGGUUCUUGUUGUUGACAAACCAGGCCCACCGCAAGGUCCACUGGAGGUAUCAGAUAUUACACCUGAAACCUGCUCGCUCUCAUGGCGACCUCCUCUGGAUGAUGGUGGUAGCCCUAUCACCAACUAUAUUGUUGAGAAACAGGAUCCAACCACCAAGAUUUGGACCAAGCUCUCUAGCUUUGUCCGUGGCUGCCACUAUGAUGUCAUUGGACUGGAACCAAACAAGAAGUACAAUUUCCGGGUCAGUGCAGAGAACCAGUAUGGUGUCAGUACUCCAUUGGAGACAGACCGUCCCAUAAUUGCCAAAUUCCCAUUCGAUGUGCCAAGCCCGCCAGGUCGUCCAGACAUUGUUGACUAUGAUGUGACCAGUGUGAGCCUGAGAUGGGAUCGUCCUGCAAGUGACGGUGGUUCCAAGAUUCAAGGCUACCAGGUUGAAUAUCGUGAGCCCAUUGAUGGCAAGUGGAGAAUUGCUAAUGAUGGCCUCGUCAAGGACACAUCCUAUACGGUUACUAGGCUAUUCGAGGGCAAGGACUACGAGUUCAGGGUAAAGGCCAAGAAUGCUGCUGGCUUCAGUGAACCCAGCGAGCCUACAGCAACGCUGCGACUAAAACCUAAAUUCACUGUCCCAUCACCCCCUCAGAAUGUCCAGGUGGUCAAAGUUGGAAAGAGCUACUGUGACCUCAAGUGGGACAAACCUAGAUCAGAUGGUGGCAGCCGUAUUACAGGUUACAUUGUGGAGCGACGUGAGGUUGGCAGUCCGUUCUGGUUCGUGUCCAAUGACUACACGAUCCUGGACUGUGACUACACGGACAUGAAACUUAAGGAGAACAAUGAGUACGAGUUCCGCGUGUAUGCCGUAAAUGCUGCUGGCAAGAGUGAGCCAUCCUUGUGCACCACCCCAGUAAAGGCAACAGAGUACAAAGAUGGCGUAAAGCCAGAGUUCGUGCGCCGACUCUUCAACAAGAAUGUCAGCCUUAAGAAGCAAGUCAUUCUUGAAUGUGAAGCCAUUGGAAAGCCUCCACCAACCGCAAGAUGGCUGAAGAAUGGUCGAGACAUUCGUGCUGGAACAAGAAUCCGAGCUGUUGAGAAGCCAGAGGAGGGUGUCUACCAGCUGAUAUUCAGCGAAAUUGAAGAUGGUGAUGAAGGAGAGUACACCUGCGAAAUUAGCAACCCUCUGGGCUCAGCAAGGUGUUCUGCAGACCUCAAGAUUGCUGCACCACCACGAAUUGAGCGCUGUCCGAAUGAAGUAUACGUCCCAGAGAAGGACAAUGGCAAAGUCAAGAUCUACUUCUCAGGCUCAACACCCAUGGAGGUAUCACUGUUCAAAGGAGGCCUUGAAGUGCCAGAGAGUGACCACCUCAAGUACACAAUGUUCGAUGACUACAUAAUUGUGUACCUGCGCGAGGCAGAAAAGCCUGAUGAGGGCAAGUACCAGCUCACUCUCAAGAAUGACAGUGGCACAGCAAGCGCCCAGUUCACACUCUAUGUCACUGGCUUGCCUGGGCCGCCUGUUGGACCUCUGGAAGUGUCUGACAUCACUCAGCACACUUGCAAACUGGUAUGGCACCCACCUAAGUACGAUGGUGGAUGCAAGAUUACCCACUACAUCGUGGAGCGCAGGGAAACUACUCACAACCAGUGGGUGGUCGCAAGCACCUAUUGUCGUGAUACAACACUGACAGUACAAGGUCUAACUGAGAAUGGAGAGUACCUCUUCAGAGUCAUGGCUGUCAAUGAAAAUGGCCAAAGUGCGCCACUGGAAGGAACGAACCCAAUCAUCGCAAAGUUGCCAUUUGAUCCACCAAAUGCGCCUGGCAUACCAGUGGUGACAGAGGUGGGAGGUGACUUUGUUAACCUGUCGUGGGAGAAACCAGAGUCCGAUGGCGGCUCACGCAUCUUGGGCUACUGGGUGGACAAGCGCGAAGUCGGCACCCAAGCCUGGCAGCGCGUCAACCCUGUGCACCUGUGCCUGCCAACACAAAUCAAUAUUCCCAACCUUAUUGAAGAUCGGCAGUACGAGUUCCGUGUGUUUGCCGUCAACGAGGCCGGCCAGAGUCCACCAUCCUCCAACUCCCAGCAAGUCAAGAUCAAGGACCCACACGCUGCAACGCCACCUGAGUUCAUCAUGCCACUCAAGACAGCCAUGGGCAUUGAGAACAAGAGUGCCCAGUUCCAGUGCAAGGUUACCGGCAACCCGUCCCCUGAAGUGACAUGGUACAAGGGCACACGCGAGCUGCACGAGAGUCUCAAGUACAGCAUCACGCGCGAAGGUGAACUGUGUACGCUCAUCAUCUCGGACAUCUUUGGGGAGGACGCCGAUGAGUAUGCAUGCCGUGCCGUCAACAAGGGCGGCGCCCGUACCACCCGUGCAGAGCUGCUCAUCAAGACGGCACCACACAUCAAUGUGCCACCUCGGUUCCGCGAACUGGCCUGCUUCGAGAAGGGCGAGAAUGUGGUUCUCAAGAUUCCUUUCACGGGCUUCCCGAAGCCGCGCAUCAAGUGGUUCAAGGAAGGCGAGGAGAUUGAGAGCGGCAGUCACUUUGACAUCCAGACUGGUGAGCGGCAUGCCAUCCUCACCAUCCGCGAUGUCAACAAGACCGACAGUGGACCAUACCGCUUGGUCGCGGAGAAUGAGCUUGGCAUGGACUCGGCCAUCAUCAAGGUCCAGAUCAGUGACAAACCCGAUCCACCAAGACACCCAGUGGUGGAGAACAUCAAUGACGACAAUUGCCUGCUGUCAUGGAAGCCACCACUGUGGGAUGGUGGAAGCCACGUCACAAACUACAUGAUUGAGAAACGAGAAAGCCCACUCACCACAUGGGUGCGCUGUGGCAACACGAGAUUUACAACUCACCAGAUCACUGGCUUGAACCCAUCCAAGGAGUACCAGUUCCGCGUUUACGCUGAAAACGUCUUUGGAAGGAGCGAACCUUGUGAACCCACGGCUCCCAUCAUGACCAAGCCUUCAAGGAAGGAAAAGAAGAAAGACUACAUGGUGGAUGAACACGGAAAGAAGAUCCGAGGAAAAUCUGAAGGCAAGAUCACAAACUAUGACCAAUUCGUGCAUGACUUUGACAAGUACAUUCCGCAACCAAUUGACAUUAAAACUUCCAGCGUGUAUGACUACUAUGACAUCCUUGAAGAGAUUGGAACGGGUGCCUUUGGGGUGGUGCAUCGCUGUCGAGAGAAGAAGACGGGCCACAUUUUUGCAGCCAAGUUCAUCCCUGUUUCCCAUCCUCUGGAGAAGUCAAUUAUCCGCAAAGAGAUAGACAUUAUGAAUCAGCUGCAUCACCCCAAACUCAUCCGCCUGCACGACGCAUUUGAAGAUGAUGACGAAAUGGUGCUCAUCUAUGAAUUCAUGUCUGGUGGAGAGCUGUUUGAACGUAUCACAGACGAGGACUACAAGAUGUCCGAGGCUGAAGUGAUCAACUACAUGCGCCAAAUUUGUGAAGGUGUCAAGCAUAUGCACGAAAAGAACAUAAUUCACCUUGACCUCAAGCCCGAAAAUAUUAUGUGCCAGACCAGGAAGAGCACAAAUGUCAAGCUUAUUGACUUUGGACUGGCCACUAAGCUUGAUCCAAAUGAGGUUGUCAAGAUAUCAACUGGCACUGCUGAGUUUGCGGCUCCUGAGAUCGUUGACCGCGAGCCAGUUGGCUUCUACACGGACAUGUGGGCAGUUGGCGUGCUGGCAUACGUCCUGUUGAGUGGUCUGUCACCAUUUGCAGGCGAGAAUGACGUCGAAACACUGAAAAAUGUCAAGGCCUGUGACUGGGACUUUGACGAUGAGGCAUUCGCAAAUGUUUCAGAGGAAGGCAAGGACUUCAUUCGCCGUCUGCUUACAAGGAACAAGGACAAGCGUAUGACAGCACAUGAAUGUCUGGAGCACGAUUGGCUCAAGGGUGAUAUCAAGGAGUCAGCAACCAUUCCAAUACCCAACAGCCGAUACAUCAAGUUCCGGGAUCAUAUCAGGGCCAAAUACGGCCAUUACUGGGACACAUGCACAGUUCCAAUUGGGCAUAUUUCAAACUAUAGCUCGUUACGAAAACUUCACGACAAAAAGUACAACAUCCACGACUUCUACUUCGAUCGAAGACAAGCAGCUCCACGCUUUGUCAUCAAACCAACAAGUGCAUUUGCCUUUGAAGGACAAAGUGCCAAGUUUUACUGCAGGGUUAUUGCUGCUGCACCUGCUACUAUCACAUGGUAUCGUGACAGCUGCGAGCUGCGGCAGAGCGUAAAGCAUAUGAAGCGUUAUGAGGGUGAUGACUACUACUUCAUUUUGAACCGCUGCCGCCUGGAUGACCGUGGCGAGUACAUUAUUCGUGCAGAGAACAGCUAUGGCUACAGGGAGGAGCCAGUCUUCCUGAACGUUCAAGCUAUGCCAAUCACGAUUCCAGAAGUUCGGCUAGAGGAACCUGUCAGACGGCGUAGAGAGCCCCUCAGGUACGAGCUGUGGGAGGAGCCUGCUGAUAGCGCUCCUUGCUUCACAUUCCACCUCCGACCACGUGUCAUCCAGACCAACCUUGGCGUCAAGCUGCUCUGCUGCCUGUCUGGAAAGCCACAUCCAGAGAUCAAAUGGUACAAGGAUGGCAAGGAGCUUAGCAAGUUUGACUACAACAUGACCCACGCGGAUGGUGUGGUGACGCUGGAGAUUUUAACUUGCAAGAAAGAGGAUGCCGGCAAGUAUGUCUGCAAGGCCAAAAAUGCUCUUGGAGAGGAUGAAACCAGCUGCUUCCUCAUCAUUGAAGACCGCCGCAAACUUCCUGAAGGCCAUUCCCCGACCGUGAUACACCAUCAUACAGGAGCCUCUCCUGCCUCGCCAACCCCUUACUCUGCCACACCCGCUUACUCUGGCUACGACUCCUCCUUGUCCUCGUAUGCACGAGCCUCUGACCUAGGACUGCACUCCAAGAGCGACUAUUUGCGCAAAUCCUCCAAAUUCGCAGAUACCCGAUCUGUGAAGAGCUCACGGGUCAGCGAUGUCUCGUCAUCCUAUUCUGCCAGGGACUACUCCUCUGCAAGCAAGCACCUGGCUAGCUCCGACUACAAGUCAAGCAGCUCAUACAAGUCUGACUAUAAAUCAGACUAUAAGUCUGACUUUAAGUCCAAGUAUGAUUACAAGUCAGACUACAAGUCUUCUUCCGCAGUAAAGUCUUCGUCUGACUACAAGUCUUCAUCAGAUUAUAGGUCUACAUCAGACUAUAAGUCGGACUACAAGUCCAAGUCCGACUACAAGUCUGACUUCAAGUCAUCUGAUUACAAGUCAAUGGACAAGAAGACAACUGACUACAAGGCCUCAGACUUGUCAUCUCUGACAAGGCGAGACUCUGCAAAGGACCGUGUUGCGAGCACACUAAGCUCUGCAGCUGCGAAACUGUCACCUCCACCUGAAGGUGGUGCCACCAAGCGUGUUCAGAAGCCCUAUGGUAAGAAGGAAGGAGCAGAAGGCACCAGCCCAUCUCGUUCUCGAACUGCAACACAAGAACUCAAACUUCCAGAUGAACCACCACCCAUGGUAGCGCCAUCUUUCAAGGUUGGCCUUCAGGACAUCAGCAUUAAGGACGGCGAACCCCUCUUGCUCAAAGCUGUUGUGGAUGGUGACCCUGAGCCGUCUGUGGAGUGGUUCAAGAAUGGCGAGACUCUGAAAUCCUCAGACAUCAUCAGUUUGAAGUACAAAAACCGUGAAGCCAGUCUUUCCAUUGGUGAAGUUUACCCUGAGGAUGAAGGAGAGUAUGUUUGUGUAGCAACCAAUGCAGAAGGCAAGGCGGAAACACGCAGCAAGCUCACUGUCUUACCAAUGGAGAAAGAGGAAGCAGAGUCAAAAGGCUUCGAUGGAAAGUCACCCAUAUUUGCUGAGCACCUCAAGAGCCAUGUUGUCAAGGAUGGCGAUGCAGUAACACUACAGUGUACAAUCAGAGGUUCCAACAAGUUUGAUGUCGUGUGGCUGCACAACGAAAAGGAGAUUAAGUCGAGCAAGGACUUCCAGUAUGUAACAGAGGGUGAUGUUUACAAACUUGUGAUUGCUGAAGUCUACCCCGAAGACAGUGGCACCUACACCUGUGAAGCUUUCAAUGACGUUGGGGAAGCAUUCAGCACCUGCACCCUGGAUGUCUUAGUUCCAGGUGAGCCACUCAUGGGACCUGGAUUCUCCAUAUAUCCAAGGUCAGCAACAUCGGCAGAAGGCCAGCCAGUUGUGUUCAAGUGCGUCACUGACAAAGAGGCUGUUGGAGUUCGGUGGCUGAAGGAUGGCGAUGCCCUGAAAGAGGGUGCCCACCACAAGAUUGCCCAAGAUGAUCGCACCUGCACGAUGACCAUCACACAGGCCACCGCAACUGAUGUGGGCCAAUACCAGGUUAUCGCUACAGAUGCUAGUGGAGAGAGCACUGCUAGCUUUGCCCUUAAUGUUGUCUCGGAGGCUGACCAGCCAUGAACAACGCAGGGUUGAGCAGGCACUCUCAAGGUGCAUCAUCUUGAACCUUUUGCAACGAAGUGUCUUCCUUCAACUCUCUCUCGCUGUCUUCUGCAACAGAAAAAAUGGCAGCAGGAUGGCAUCACAUGAAGCAGCAUUAUUUCUUCCAUUGUUGAUGGCCUUUUUCUUUCUUUGUUCAAGAGAAGCUCACUCAUACACCAGAAGGCGCGAAGCGUGCAGAUGCAUAGGGUAUGAUGAUGCCAUCCUGCAGCAAUGUAAAGUGCUGCCAUGUAACCAACGUCUUUCAGUUCAGCACUGCAGAGAGAUAAUGAAGCUACUACAAGCAAAUGAAUUUACUCUCACCUAGGUGUUUUUGGCUUGCUGUAACAUUUUUUUUCUUUUUCUCACGCAAUAUUUUCGUCUUUUUGGAGUGUUCUUUCUCCAACCUGUUGCUGUCUGAAACUCAGCUAUUUCUUUUCUCUCUUCGAAACUAAAAGCAACAUUAUAUCACGUACAGCAACAGUACUCUCUUGGGCAGCUAAACAUGUUUUGGCUUCUGCCAUAGCUUGCACAGCUCAUGCACCUCUAUCAAAAUUCAUGCAACGAAAAGUGCACAGUUUACUGUGAUCAUAAAAUCAUGCACUAAUACUUCAGAAGGUGGGGGCAGCUUCUGAAGAGUGCAGAGCUUGAGGCCGUGCAGAAGUGAAACCAAGUUUACCAAACAGCAAUUGUUUGUAGCCUGGACGUCAUUUUAUGAGCAUAUGUGAAUAAAAGAGAAGUCGGUGUAA